Trichoplax adhaerens is the source of this 1785-nucleotide messenger RNA. RefSeq lists its product as uncharacterized. Gene Ontology annotation, molecular function: transmembrane transporter activity. NCBI's taxonomy places the organism in Eukaryota, Metazoa, Placozoa, Uniplacotomia, Trichoplacea, Trichoplacidae. Gene Ontology annotation, biological process: transmembrane transport. The transcript is spliced from 24 exons. Gene Ontology annotation, cellular component: membrane. The coding region runs from base 1 to 1785 and encodes 594 amino acids. The record is from RefSeq and is a predicted model, not a curated record.
AUGGGACAAGAUGAGGUAGAUGGGAAACACGGUAAAGCAAAACAGCAUGAUCCGGACUUUAAAGGCCCCAUCGCAAACCGGGGCUGCACUGAUAUCAUUUGCUGUUUACUAUUCACGGCUUAUGUGUUAGGAUUAUUCGUAUUGGGUGUAUUUGCUUUCAUUAAUGGCAAUCCAUCACGUUUAAUUUAUCCUACUGACUCGUAUGGAAACUUGUGCGGUAGCGGAAAUAUGGCGGAUAAACCAUAUCUACUAUUUUUUAAUAUCAUGGAGUGUACGAAAGCCAGUGGUGUUUUUCAGUUUCAGUGUCCAACACAACAGAUUUGUGUCAAGAGUUGUCCUACGACCAACAUGGAUGGAAUUCGAUCACCGGCUAAUGAAACUGUUUGUGUCUAUCAUGUAACUGCUUCCAGUCCAUCUUCAACUGAUCGAACCAAUCAGGUUCGAGAUGGUGUAUGUGCACCAUUUUAUCUCAAGAGUACUUCACAGGUCAGACGCUGCAUCCCUGAUGUAAUACAAAAUUCAACAAGUGCAGUGGUAGACUCUACUACCGGGCAAACUUUGAAAACUCCUACAGGUGACCCGUUCUCAUUGUCAGAUAUUAUAAACGGCGAAAGUGGCGUUGCUAAGUUCUUAAAUGCUCGAGUAAUUGGUACAGCGGUGGUAUCAGAUAUCAACAAUACUUGGUACUUAAUUCUUGGUGCUGUUGGUGUCGCUAUGGCUUGUUCUCUUGUUUAUAUUCUUAUCAUGAGAUGGAUAGCAGGUCCCAUGGUAUGGUUGAGCAUGUUGGGAUUAGUUGCAACAUUAUCGUAUAGUGGUUAUUACUGUUUCAAUCAGUACAGUAUAUUAAAUGCUUCCAAUAGCAGCAUCAGUUUUAGUUUUACGACAAGCAUAAAAGAGUAUGGACAAAUGAAGGAAACGUGGCUCGCUGGAGGAAUUACCUCUGCUGUUGUAGGUGGCAUCAUUCUUCUUAUUUUAAUCUUCUUACGUGAUCGUGUUAGCAUCGCAAUAGAACUAAUUGAAGAAGCUAGCCAGGCUGUUCGAGCAAUGUGUUCGACUAUUUUUUUCCCACUAUUUUCAUUCCUGUUGCAGCUUGCGACAAUUGCCUGCUUUCUUUUAUCCGCCGGAACAAAAUUGUACGAAGUUACUUUAGUGCCAACGUCGGCAAAUAGUAAUUACACUGCGGCAUCAGUUUGUAAUCCUGCCGACAUUCCAUCGGCUCCUUUAUUGGGUUCAUUAUGGCGUUGUUUCAGAUAUCAUAUUGGCUCAUUGGCUUUUGGAGCACUAAUUAUCGCUAUUGUUCAAUUAAUUCGAAUUAUUAUUGAAUUUUUGGAAAAACAACUUCGAGCUGGUCCGCAUGACAAGGCAAAUCCUAUACGAGAAUUCUUCUUUAAGGUUGCCAUCGUGGAUAAUGUUACUGCUUUCUUGCUAUUCUUGGGAAAGUUAUUAAUUGUGGGCAUUACUGGUAAAUUCUUCUCUCUUGACGUGAUCUUAAAAGGAAUUGCUAGCUUCUAUUACUUCAGAAAUCGAAGUGACUUAAAUUAUUACUUGGUUCCUGUCAUCAUCAUCAUUAUAUGCGCAUAUGUUAUUGCAAGUGUCUUUUUCGGCGUUUAUGAUAUGGCCGUAGACACACUAUUCCUUUGUUUCCUGGAAGAUCUCGAAAGAAAUGACGGAUCCACUGAGAAGCCAUAUUUUAUGUCAAAAGAUCUCAAAAGGAUCGUUCACAAAGAAAAUGAAAAGCCUAAAGAUGAGGCCGACAACAAAGCCGAAAUGGCCGAAGUUGCAUAA